Molecule: messenger RNA, 1017 nt
Organism: Bactrocera oleae (olive fruit fly)
Lineage: Eukaryota; Metazoa; Arthropoda; Insecta; Diptera; Tephritidae
Product: PE-PGRS family protein PE_PGRS47
Source: RefSeq, a predicted model, not a curated record
AUAAAAUUUUACGCAAAUUACACUUACAUACAUAUAUAUGUACAAGUAUUAUAUAUAUUUAUAUAUAUAUAUAUGUCUGUAGUAUGUAUGUAUCUCUAGUACUACGUUAAUCAGCAUGCUAUGUAUUUGUAUACCGAAAGUAAACAACAUAAUUUUUAGCAACCAAAUAAACUUAGCGGAAUAAGAGCGGAAGAUAAGUUGCAAACUGAAACAGUUGAAUUGCAAAGUUUGCCUGCCGCCUGGCAAAUUGUAAACUCAAAGCAAAAAUAGCCUGACUUGGGCCGGCUUUGUUUAGUCGACUAGUGGCAGUGUUAGCGGGAAGAUGAAGUCAAGUUUAAAGCUCAGACACGCAGGCGUGAUUUUGCUGGCAUUGAAUUGCGCCUUACUUUGCUCAGCGCAAGGCGGCAAUGGUGGCGCCGGCGGCUGGGGUGGCGCGGCAGGCUCGCCUGGAGCACCAGGUGCACCGGGAAGCAGUGACUUUGGCUACGGCUAUGCUGGUGUAGACAGUCGUGGUCAUGCGUAUGGCGGCGCUGGUGGUAAUGGCGGCUAUUAUGUUGGCGGCGUGGACGACCAAGGCAGACGCUUCUCGUACAAUGGUGGCGCGGGUGGUAUGCCAGGCAUGCCGGGCGCGCCAGGUGGUUAUCCAGGUGCACCAGGCGCACCGAUUGGACCCGUUGGACCAGGCAACUAUCCUAGCUACUAUGAUCAACGCUAUCGAUCGUCAGCUAAUGCUAAGUUUGCGCAGGCGCACUGGUUGUGGCUGCUAAUGCCGUUGGUUGUGCUUUCGCGAGUUUUGUGAAAUGAGUAGACAUUUUUGUAGAUACAAUCUUUGUUAAAUUUUAGUUGUAUUAUUUUUAUUACGUUCAUUUUCCUUUUCAAAACUCGCAUAACGCACUAGUUUUUAAUUAAAUAACUAAACUUGUCUCUAAAAUUAGUCACCGUAUUUUAUGUUUGUUGUUUUUGUUUUUGUAAUCUAAAAUAGAAACAAUAAAAUAUAUUUAAUUGCACUGUAAACCA